This is a messenger RNA of Sipha flava (yellow sugarcane aphid), 3535 nucleotides long. RefSeq names its product sodium channel protein para-like. Lineage: Eukaryota; Metazoa; Arthropoda; Insecta; Hemiptera; Aphididae. Gene Ontology annotation, cellular component: voltage-gated sodium channel complex; plasma membrane. Gene Ontology annotation, biological process: sodium ion transmembrane transport; membrane depolarization during action potential; neuronal action potential. Gene Ontology annotation, molecular function: calcium ion binding; voltage-gated sodium channel activity. Bases 1 to 2880 code for a protein of 959 amino acids. The transcript is spliced from 13 exons. The record is from RefSeq and is a predicted model, not a curated record.
AUGAGUAUGUACAGUAGCGAUGAGCUCUUGGACGCUGGGAUAAUUUAUAGGAAUAAAAGAGAACAGCUAGACGUGACCAUAGGAGAUGGAAUGGAGUUACUGAUACGCGGGGAUAAGAAUAAAAAGAAAAAACCGCCGACGAGUAGCUCGUACAAUUCGUUCGGCAUGCACCAAAGCAGUACCGACGAGAACUGUUACUUAAAGGACAAAUAUGAAUACGACACAAGAAGUACAAAAUCCUAUGGUAGUCACGAGCACGAUCCUUACGAUAGCGAAAGUCAUAGAGGAAGUAAAAGAAGUUUACAUAACGCUGAAGAAAAAAAAGAUCCUAGUAAAGAGGACGUAGAAAUUGAUCCACAUGGCUUGGAAGGUAACGAUGGUAUCACUACAGAUGUACUCAACGAUGAAGAGUAUAAAGAACAAGGCCAGGUCGAAAUGGUUGAGGACGUUUUCGAAGAAGAAGAGUACCCAGAAGACUGUUUCCCACCGAACUGUUAUAAAAAGUUUCCAUUCCUAGCCGGCGACGAUGAAACGCCGUUUUGGCUGGGAUGGGGACAGCUCAGACUGAAAACAUUUCAACUUAUUGAGAAUAAGUAUUUCGAAACUGCUGUAAUCACUAUGAUUCUACUUAGCAGUCUUGCGCUGGCACUCGAAGACGUACACCUUCAGCAUCGACCAGUAUUACAAGAUAUUUUAUAUUACAUGGAUCGGAUAUUCACAGUCAUAUUCUUUUUGGAGAUGUUAAUCAAAUGGUUGGCACUGGGUUUUCGUAAUUAUUUUACAAACGCUUGGUGUUGGCUGGACUUCAUAAUCGUUAUGGUAUCCCUGAUAAAUUUUGUUGCUGCCUUGUUGGGAGCCAGUGGAAUCCAAGCUUUCAAAACUAUGCGAACUCUAAGAGCUUUGCGACCACUGCGAGCUAUGGCUAGAAUGCAGGGUAUGAGGGUGGUCGUAAACGCGCUUGUGCAGGCCAUACCGAGUAUUUUCAACGUGCUGCUGGUUUGCUUGAUAUUUUGGCUGAUAUUCGCCAUAAUGGGCGUGCAGCUUUUCGCCGGUAAAUAUUACAAGUGCGUUGAUCCCAAGACCGAUAAAAUGGUGAACCACGAAAUCAUACCCGACAAAAACGCCUGUAUAGCCGAGAAUUACACCUGGCAAAACUCCAAAAUGAAUUUCGAUCACGUGGGAAACGCGUACCUCUGUCUCUUUCAAGUGGCCACAUUUAACGGAUGGAUGGAAAUCAUGAGAGACGCCGUUGAUUCGAGAGAUUUGCACGGGAAACAACCGAUUCGUGAAAUAAAUAAUUACAUGUACUUCUAUUUUGUGUUCUUUAUCAUUUUCGGCUCGUUUUUUACUCUAAAUUUAUUUAUUGGUGUGAUUAUCGACAAUUUCAAUGAACAAAAAAAGAAAACAGGUGCGUCUCUUGAGAUGUUUAUGACAGAAGACCAAAAGAAAUACUACAACGCUAUGAAGAAAAUGAGUUCCAAAAAACCACUGAAAGCUAUUCCUAGACCUAGGUGGAAGCCACAAUCGAUCGUCUUCCAAAUCGUAACCGAUAAAAAAUUUGAUAUGCUUAUCAUGUUGUUCAUUGGCUUCAAUAUGUUGACAAUGACGCUCGACCACUACCAACAGACUAAAUUGUUCACGGACGUGCUUGAACUUCUCAACCAAAUAUUCAUUGCUAUAUUUUCUUCGGAAUGUCUACUAAAAAUAUUUGCAUUGCGGUAUUAUUAUUUCAAAGAACCGUGGAACUUAUUCGACUUUAUUGUGGUUAUACUUUCUUUAGCAGGUUUGGUGUUGAGCGAUUUAAUUUCCAAGUAUUUCGUGUCACCGACGUUGUUGCGAGUUGUCCGAGUAGCCAAAGUGGGCCGAGUAUUGCGUUUGGUUAAAGGAGCGAAAGGCAUCAGAACUCUACUGUUUGCUUUGGCCAUGUCGCUCCCUGCGCUGUUCAACAUAUGCUUGCUGCUGUUUCUCGUUAUGUUCAUAUUCGCCAUAUUUGGUAUGUCAUUUUUCAUGAAUGUGGACAGCCAUGGUGGCCUGGACCAGGAUUACAACUUCCGCACGUUCGGGCAGUCGAUGAUACUUCUGUUCAUGCUGUCAACAUCAUCCGGCUGGGACGCGGUACUGGAUGGCAUUACUAACGAAGAGAACUGCGAAAAGCCCAACUUGGAGAUGGGUAUCACCGGGAGCUGCGGAAGCACCACGGUGGGCACGGCGUUUUUACUGUCGUACCUGGUGAUCAACUUCCUGAUCGUGAUCAACAUGUACAUCGCGGUGAUCCUAGAGAACUAUUCGCAGGCAACCGAGGACGUGCAGGAGGGGCUGACGGACGAUGACUACGACAUGUAUUACGAGAUCUGGCAGCACUUUGACCCGGACGGCACGCGGUACAUCCGCUACGACCAGCUGUCCGACUUUCUGGACAUACUGGAGCCGCCGUUGAAGAUCCAUAAGCCGAACAAGUAUAAGAUUGUGUCCAUGGACAUACCGAUUUGCAAGGGUGACCUGAUCUACUGCGUUGACAUACUGGACGCGCUGACUAAGGAUUUUUUCGCGCGCAAGGGCAAUCCGAUCAUCGAGACUGUGGCCGAGAUCGGCGAGAUCCAGACGCGGCCGGAGGAGGCGGGAUACGAGCCCAUCAGCUCGACGCUGUGGCGCAUGCGCGAGGUGUACUGCGCGAUAAUCAUACAGAGCGCGUGGCGCAAGUUUGCGCGGGCUGCCAAGGAGCAGACGGCCGACGAGGACAGGAGCGACGGUGCUGCCUCACCGGACGGCCGCGAAACCGCGGUACUGGUCGAGAGUGACGGGUUCGUCACCAAGAACGGUCAUAAGGUGGUCAUCCACUCGAGGUCAUCGUCGAAAAGCUCAAGACUAGCCGACGUAUAAAAAAUCGACCACCACGUGGUGAUGCUACGCACACGUUUGUAUUUUGCGUAAGCAAUGUAUUUUGUACGAUAUUAUUAUUAUUGUUAUUAUUAUUAUUAUUAUAAGUAUUAUAAUUAUUAUAAUAAUAAUAAUUAUUAUUAUUAUUAUUAUUAUUAUUAUUAUUAUUAUUAUUAUUAUCAUCAUCAUCAUCAUCAUUGCGGUGAACUUUUAUUACGAUCGAAGCUUUAUACGUAUAACAUAAUUACGGUUACAUUGUUAUGUAUUUGAUUUUCACUCAAUACUAAUUUUAACACUCCUAUAUUAUAUACAACAUACCUAUUGAUUGCCAACUGCUGUGAUACAUAUAUUAUAUAUUAUAUAAAGUUUUAUAAUUUGUAGCGUAUAAGGUUUACAUGAGAGCUUAAAAAAAAAAAAACAAACAAAAUUAAUAAUAAUAAUUAAAUUAUUAAGUGUUAUAUUAUAGUAUUAUUAAUUGCGGGUUUGUUCAAAGAGGACUUGCAUUCAGUUUUUUUUAUACAUUUAUUUGAUUUUCACGCAUAGUGUUAUUUAGCCAGCAAUGAAGUUCAAUUACUCAGACAAAACUUCACGGAUUUUAUACACAAUAUUUUAAUGUAACUAUGAUUAUGUAUAUUUUUUUUAAAAUUUCAUAAAUUUU